ACCUCUGCAGCUGGACCACCUGCGGCUGGUGGUGGGGGAACAUCGUCUGAAAUCGCAGGACAAACACGAGGCCAGGUUCCACGCGGAGAAGAAAGUUUUAAAGCCAUCAAGCGACUUAUAUUACCAGCGGUGUUUAUUCUUGUAUUUUCACCAGACGGACCCCACAGCAACGACAUAGCGCUGGUGGUAAUAUCCAGGUCGGGGCAAGGCGUCCAGUUCAACUCGCACGUGCGCCCGAUCUGCUUGCCCGACGCCACCGACAACGCUGGCAAGUGGUGCUCCGUCAGCGGCUGGGGGUAUCAGGCAGGUACAAUUAUUAUAAGAUACUAUUUUUUUCCGCCCGCGUAGUCCCUAAGGAACUGUGUAUUCAGAUAUCGAUUCAUAUCAUGGAUAUAAUAAGGAUGACGACUGAUUUUUGUUUGUUUGUCCGUCAGGUAGAGUGUUAAAAAAUAUUAAACACGUAUUUUUUUAUUUUUUUCGUAAUCAUAAAAUUGCGGCGCACAGUGGAAAAUGGUAUAACAAGAGCAUAUCAAAAAUACUUUUUACGAAUAUCAUAAUUUGUUUGAUUUGGUGAUUUUAUUAGGAUCUCAAAUAAUCGAAUUAUAAUAUUCAUUAAGUUUUUUUAUCGAAAAUGCACGAAGUUAUAUUUUUUUCAUAGGUAGAAGUACAUAGAAGACGGGAGUGCCGAACUCGAGUCUACGCAUAUACAUGUUUCAAAACCAUAUUGUGCAAUAUAUAUUGGGUACAUAUAUGCAGUAUUAUACAUUUUUGGAAAGGUUAUUUCAUGCUUAUUACGUUACAGCUUUUUAAUUUCUAAAGCAGCGACAAUUAUGUCAGUAAGUAAUUAAAAAGUGGCAUACCUUAUUUUUUACUUUUCUUUUUUUUCGUCUAAGGUUUUCAAUAUUACCCACGACUCCCCACGCGCAACUUUUUAUGUUAAUUGAUGGUCUAACUAUUCAGUAACAGAAUACAAAAAAAAACAGCUGCGGAAGUUUACGGUUUUAGAAAAUAUAAGAAAUAAUAUGUGAAAAGUCAGAAAAUAAAAAUCAGUAUCUUUUGCGGUUUACCACAGACACCGUUACAAGGACAAUAAUUAUAUUACUUUUGGAAUAUUUUAUUUAUUUAGCGAUAACAAAGGAAUCUUAUCAAAUUUGCACUCGUUAUGCGUGAGAAAUUACUAGAUAAUAAGAUAAUCCUAUUGGACAGCUGUCGGAAGACGCACAAGAGCCUCGCAACAAGACUACAGAAACAUGCGACUUCAUCAUGCCAAAAAAUGUUCCUGGUCUGCAUCAAAUGAAGAUGUCUUUAAAAUGCUUUUGUGCACAGAGCACAGAAUCGUUUGCACCAAUCUUGAGAGCCGCUUCUGUACCGGUCUUGGACUUAACCACGUGCAGAAAGAACCAAGUAUUGGGUGGAAGACAGCAAGCUAUUCUAGACUCUAUGUUGUGUGCAGGGAUAUUGUCUGGUGGUGUCGACGCCUGUAGAGGUGACUCGGGGGGUCCUUUAGCUUGUAAAUCUACGAACAAAUGGCAACUCCACGGGGUUGUAUCGUGGGGGUCAGGUUGUGCUAGGCGCGCGAGGCCUGGCGUAUAUACUAGAGUAGCUUCUUAUUUACCAUGGAUUAAAGCGACUGCUAAUGCUUUAGGUUAUAAAAUUGCUACAUAAAAUUAUGAAAAGAGAAGUAUGAUGUAAUCACAGCAAAUACCUGCUUUCCACAAAGGUUAAAAUUUUCAUAAUAGAUUUUGAACUAAUAGUCAACAAAUUAAGUUUAAAAAUCAAAUGAAAAAUAAAAUAUAGUUUGGGAAAACGUGAUAUGCUCUUGGGUAUAUUUGGAAUUCAACGAAUGCAAAGUAUAUUAAAAAGCAACAUAAAAGUUAUUACAACCGGACGACAUUUAUAUAUUCCGUGAGAGGGAUAAACACAAAUAACAAACAGCAGACACAUUUUAUAAUUUCUUGCAAAUUUCUUUCUUUAGUGUUAUAAAAUAUAUCUCAGUUUAUUCUUGCACGAAUUCUAGUGAGUUUUUACUCAUUACAGAUAAAACCUAAGAAAAAAUACGUUUUUAAAGAUAAAAACAAUUUCCGCAUUUUACUUUAAAUUUUACUUGAGUAAUGAGUAAAUAAAGUACAACGAUUUAUUUUUUCUAAAGCUUGCUUGUAAAUAUACAAUUAGAUUAUAAGUGCCAUUCAAAGCUAAUUUAAAAUUUCAAC
Messenger RNA from Diatraea saccharalis (sugarcane borer), 2210 nucleotides. Lineage: Eukaryota; Metazoa; Arthropoda; Insecta; Lepidoptera; Crambidae. The record is from the annotation of a GenBank genome assembly.